AGGCCCCCCUGGCGCACGGGAGGCGGCGGCGGCAGCAGCAGCAGCAGCGUAGGCCCCUCUCGGGCUCCCUCGGGCGGCGGCCGGCGCCAGAGCCCCUCCCGGGCGGCGAGGAAGUGCAUGGCCGCGGCCGGGGCGGCGCUGGCGGCGGGCGCCGGGCCGGAGCGCGUGUGAGCGGGCGAGUGCGUGCGUGCGCGCCGCCCGGCCCGCCUGCCUCCCUCCGCGGGGCCCGGCGCGGCCCAUGCAGCAGCAGCAGCAGCAGCAGCAGCCUGACUCAGCGGCGGCCGAGGCCGGGCCCAGGAAGAUGGCGCACCCGGCGCUGCUCCCGCGGGCGGGCGGCGGCGGCGGCGGCGGCCUGGAGGACCCCCCGGCGCCGGGCCUGGGCCCGCCGGGCGCGCAGCUGAAGAAGAAGAGCGGCUUCCAGAUCACCAGCGUGACGCCGGCGCAGAUCUCGGCCAGCCUGAGCUCCAACAACAGCGUGGCGGAGGACACGGAGAGCUACGACGACCUGGACGAGUCGCACACCGAGGACCUCUCCUCCUCCGAACUGCUCGACGCCUCCCUCUCGCGCGCCACCGACCUGGGCGCGCCCGAGCGCAGCUCCUCCGAGGAGACCCUCAGCAACUUCCAGGAGGCCGACUCGCCCGGCGCGCUCUCGCCCAACCAGCCGCGCCCGCCGCCCCACCUCAACGGCGCGCCCCUCCCGACCCCGCCGCCCCCCGCCCGCGCCCCGCCGCCGCCGCCGCCGCCGCGCGCCCCCGCCAAGCCGCCCGCUGGCAACGGGCCCGCCGCCGCCGCCGCCGCCCCCCCUCCGCCCGCCGCCGCCACCGCCGCCGCCUCCCGCUUCCGCGUGGUCAAGCUGGACUCCACCUCGGAGCCCUUCAAGAAGGGCCGCUGGACCUGCACCGAGUUCUACGACAAGGAGAGCCCGGCGCCGGGGCCCGACGGGGCGGCCCUCCACAAGGCCCUGGAGGCGCUGCGCCAGGCCCCGCCGGAGGCCGCCGCCGCCGCCGCCUCGGAACGGGAGAGCACCAGCGGCAGCUCGGUCAGCAGCGGCCUGAGCACCCUGAGCCACUACACGGAAAGCGUGGGCAGCGGCGAGGGGGGCGCGCAGCAGGCCGAGUUCGGCGGGCCCGGCCCCCAGCCCCUGCUCGCCCCUGCCGGCCUGCCCCAGAGUGCCUCUCAGCCCCAGCUGCACCACGAGGCCGGCUACCCUCCGCACAAGGCGGGAGCCCCGCCGCCCGCCUCCUCCGCCGGCGUGGCCCUCCUGCCCCCCGCAGUGAGUGUGGUCGGGGGCCCUCCGCACCCUGCCAUCCCAGCAGUGGGGGCCCCGCAGAAGCAGCCGCCCUAUACCCAGCCUGCGCCAGCCCUGCCACAAGCGCACCAGCUGACCUAUGGACCAGGGCAGGCCCAGCAGUUUCCUGUACAGAUGGCCCCUGGGCAUGUUAAAGCUGCAAAUCUGAACUCCCUCCCUGGGCCAGAUUACGUGCAGCAUCAGCAGGUGUUUCAGGCUCCAGCCCCUUCUGUACAACCCAGCCCUGUCAUGGCAGGAACAGGAGCCCCCGUGCCGGCUGCUCAAGCACCGAGCAUGCAGUCUUCUGGCCCAGCACACCUGCCGGUGGCCCCCGCUCAACCUGUUGCAUGUGUCCAAACCCCAAUGCCGGCGGCAGGAGCUGGCAUUCCAAUGAUGAGUGCUGCACAACAAGGCCCCGUGCCUCCUGUAGUGCAGCAGCCCCUUGUUGCCAAUCAGAUGACCUCAUCAGUGAUGCCCCCUAACGUUGCCCCUUCCCAGGCAGUGCCACCUGUUCCCACAGGGGUGAUUCCACCAGGGUCGCAAGCCGGCAUGUCCAGCCUUCCGCAGCCACUAGUUAUUGCUCCACAGACGACUCUGUUACCAGCCCAGCCACUGUUGCAAGCUGGAGAACCCCUGGCCCCAGGCGUGGCUGGGCAGCAGGUGCCUGCCGUUAGUCCUGGGCCUGCUGUCGGUCCUGUGCCCCUUUCAGGCCCCUCUGCUGCAAACGUGCCCCCUCCUCCUGGCAGCUUGGCACCCUCAAAGAACAUAGCACCAUCUUCAGGUGCACAGAAUGAGAACGUGGUUCAAAAGGUUCUCCAGUCUUCGUUGACAUCCACUAGCAUCAGUUUAUCCGUACCCCAAAAUCUACCGCCGCUGAACUGUGCCCAGUUCUCUGUACAAGCCCUCGCUCAGUCGUCAGCCAGCCGAGGCGAAGAAGCCAGGCGCUCCACAGAGCCUCUUUUGGUAGGCCUGGAAAGCAGUGCCGGAGUCCCCUCGGCUCUUUUGGAUGGGUCUGGCAGCAUGGCAUCCUCUCUCUUCCCCUUGAAGGCCCUUCCACUGACUGCACAGCUCAUGGAUGGUGAGGAUGAAGGGUGAUUUCGGAUCGCGGCGGGCAAUUCGUUGCCAACUUCUGGUGGGAGCUUUUGCAACUACUUGGAAUUGAACAAGGGCUCAGUUCAAGCCAUCACCCAGAAACAGACGGACAAUCCGAAAAAACUAACCAGAUAUUAGAACAAUUUCUAAGAUGCUACAUCAACUUCCAACAAGACAAUUGGGUUGAUUUGCUCCUGUUAGCAGAGUUCUCCUAUAAUAACAGUGUACACACGUUACACACGUUACACACGCCUUCACCCAGCUGGGAUCAGGAGCGAAGCAGGUAGCAAUACCUGCCCCCCCCCCAACCUGCCAGAAUCAGGCGCGGAAAGCAAAAAUAGGGACCACCCCGGUGCAAGCACAAGCAAAAUUACAGACGAAACCAGCUCUUUGAAGUGAAAACUCAAUGAAUACACAUUAAGAACACUCAAAUUAUCAAAAAUAUAGUUAUAAUGUGUAUAUACAAAAUAAUCCAAAUACUGAAGUAAUCAAGAUGUGAGUAUUACAACAACCAUCCCAGUAAAUACAUCACAAAAGUGCUCACUGGCACAAAACAGUAAAGGGGGGGGGUGCACGCAGGCACCUCCUAAGAAUUAUACAACCCAAAGGCAGCAGCACUCAAUUACAAAUAUACAAGGGGGCACACUGGCACUACCAUUCACUUAGGCAGCCAUGGAACGGUUUACAAGGGAUACCGUCCACAGCAAAAACAUUUAAAGGGCGAAAAUGUCCAAUAACAUCAAGCUGCAAUUGAAGAAAAGAGGCUGUGAAGAAAGAGCUGAAGGGGUCCAACGCCCAGUCAGCAAAUUCAGCCUCCUCAUCAGCCACAGGACGGGAUUUGCCAGCAUACGUAGUAUUAGCCCAUUUCGUGAAUGGAUCACUUCUUCAGCAGGCACAUGUAGUUAGAUCCCUGUGGAACAGUUUCGCAUACUCUCUCAGUGAAGCCGCCAAUUAGUCACAGCGUCUAGAGCAUGUUGUAUUUUUUCCCACAACGGGCUUUUUUUUACUAGUGAGAUAUAAUCUCUGACAAACUUUAGAAAUAUGUUGGUGGCUGGUUCUUGCAGGCGUAGGUAGCCUCAAUUAAAGAUGUAACAUUUCCGGAAAUUUUGAAGCAAUUCGGGAACAAUGUUUUUUUUCCAAAGGAAAAAGUUCAGUAUUUCUGUCUGCAAUACAUUUUAAAGUCAAACCUAAACUUAUUUUACUGUUUCAACAACAUGAAGUGCAUCACCUAUAAUUUUGCAUAUAACAUUGUCCUAUUUUGCAUGUUUAUGAAAUUUUAAAAAUAUGAAUGCCUUAGUUUUUUACAAAUAAAAUUGUGAACAUACUGAUAAUUGAGAGACCUUCAAACUGCUACUCUCUGUGGUACCGCAGCAUUUGCAUUUUGACCUGUGCCAUCUGAUAGGUAGGAAAGAAAUGAAUAGAAAAUGAAUUUUGUAGUAAACAAAAGUGUAUUAUUUGAAUAGAAACAACCACUAGACUACAAAUCCAGCAUAUUUGUUUGUUUGUUUGUUUUAUAGCCCGCCUUUCUUGCAGAGACUCAAGGCAGAUAAAACAAGAAAACAACCAGGCAGAAGAGAACUCUACUUAACAGUCCAGUAGGACUGUGUCUGGGUGUGGGUGUGUGGUGCCAUUAAGUCACAGCCUAUGCCAACCUCGUGGGGUUUUCAAGGCAAGAGACAUUCCGAGGUGGUUUGCCCUUGCUUGGUCUUCCAACUAAGUACUAACCAGGGCUGACCGUGCUUAGCUUCUGAGAUCUGUGAAACAACAAGGCAAUACCCGGUCGAGACCAACAACAAACAGAGCGGAGAACCACCCGGGCACUAAGAAAAUAUAUCCGUUUUUAUAUAUGAGGUUUUAACAAGAAAAUAAUCACAUUGGUUGUUGUGGG
Molecule: messenger RNA, 4271 nt
Organism: Eublepharis macularius
Lineage: Eukaryota; Metazoa; Chordata; Lepidosauria; Squamata; Eublepharidae
Gene: TSC22D1
Product: TSC22 domain family member 1
Exons: 2
Coding region: 239-2386 (715 amino acids)
Biological process (GO): regulation of transcription by RNA polymerase II
Source: RefSeq, a predicted model, not a curated record